Messenger RNA from Xenopus laevis (African clawed frog), 1368 nucleotides. RefSeq names its product type-1 angiotensin II receptor. The transcript has a single exon. The record is from RefSeq and is a predicted model, not a curated record. Lineage: Eukaryota; Metazoa; Chordata; Amphibia; Anura; Pipidae. The coding region runs from base 15 to 1049 and encodes 344 amino acids.
GGUGCACACAGACUAUGGAUACUGCAGCUUUGAAUGCAUCCAUUGGAUCAAUUAGCAAUAUAACCAGCCUUACACCUUCUGAAAAAUCUCCCAGAAACCACUGCUCAUCCAUUCCAGAUGAUUUUGAAUUUAUUUUUAUACUUGUUCCUAUAUUUUACAUAAUAAUCUUCAUAGUUGGGAUUCUUGGCAAUAUGAUCAUAGUCAUUGGACUGACUUGUUUUCUUCAGGCAAAAACCGUUGCAAAUAUUUAUAUAGUGAAUUUAGCUAUUGCAGACUUGUCAUUUGUUGCCACAUUACCACUCUGGGCAGUGUCGAUGGCAGCAAAAUAUGAAUGGACAUUUGGCUCCUUCAUGUGCAAAUUCUGUGCCACCAUGUCAUCGAUGAAUAUGUUCUCCAGUAUUUUCCUGCUUACGUGCCUCAGUAUAGAUCGCUACUUUGGUAUUGUCCAUCCAAUGAGAUCGCUCAAGUGGCGAACGCAGGCCAAAGCUAAAAUAGUAACUUUUAUUGUAUGGGCUUCAGCCUGUGCUGCCAGCUUUCCUACCAUGUAUUUCCGUGAGACUUACUAUUCUAAAAAGCACCAGAUCAUCACCUGUGCUAUGAAAUACCCAAAACAACGUGUGUUUUGGCCAAAUUUUGUGGACUUGAUGAAAAACAUAUUUGGAUUUGUGAUACCAUUUCUUAUCCAAGGAGGUUGUUACUGUCUGAUAUAUAAAAACGUGUUAGCAUCAAAAAAGAGCAAGGUUAAGAAUGCAAAAAGUGACAACAUUCUAAAGGUGGUUUUGGCAAUGGUGUCUGCCUUUAUAGUUUGCUGGCUGCCAUUUCAGAUUGCUAGCUUCCUGAAAGUCUUAGUUCGGAUAACCUGGAUAAGUAACUGCAAAGUGGCUCAGAUUAUCAACGCAGUAAUGCCAGUUACAGUGUGUAUUGCUUUCUCCAAUAGCUGUGUCAAUCCCAUUCUUUACUUCUUUGCUAGCAAGAGAUUCCGAAACCAGCUAGCCAUAGCACUGAGAAAGUCCUUUUCCCAAAGCUACAGAACUACUAGAACAAGAUGAUGUACAACUGUAAACUUAAAAUUGUUUCCCGGAGAGAAUCAAAUUGCUAGAACUGUUCCCAUUUCUUAUUGUUCUUUUACAUAGAAUUGCUAAUAUUCAUUGUACAAAUAAUGUCAAACAAUAAUAUGUUAACUUGUAUAAAUACUCAUCAAUAGGAAAUUUUAAUGAAUCACUUACCCAUGUUCCCCUGAGAAAAUGUCCUCAACUUACAGCCGUCCCACAUUGAUAAUAACACCAGGAUAACUUUUAUCUUUACAGCGGCUAAAUAACUUAUCACUAAAUCUUGGCUUAAACCUUUUCUCCCAACUCCUCAAUUUAA